GGCGCGGAGCGAGGAGCGCGGCGGCGGCGGCGAUGGCUUUCGAGGCGCUGGCGGAGGCUGCGGAGCGGUGGUGCGCCCGCACGCCCUUCCAGCUCAUCGCCGCCGAGGAGACGGAGCGCCGCAUGGACUUCUACGCCGAGCCCGGCGUCUCCUUCUACGUGCUGUGCCCGGAGGCCGCCUGCGGCGACAAUUUCCACGUCUGGAGUGAGAGUGAGGACUGCUUACCUUUUCUGCAGCUCGCGCAGGAUUACAUCUCUUCCUGUGGGAAAAAGACACUCCAUGAAAUACUGGAAAAAGUCUUCAAGUCCUUCAGACCUCUACUUGGGCUUCCAGAUGUUGAUGAUGAUGCGUUUGAAGAAUAUAAUGCAGAUAUGGAAGAAGAGGAACCAGAAGCGGAUCACCAACAAAUGGGUGUCAGUCAGCAGUAAUUUUCAGAGAAGCUGUAAAAUUGGGAAUCCCUUGGCACCAGGUGGGGUCAGAUAGUCCCACGUUAGCCUGUUCGAUUGCGCAUCACAUGGGGAUAUCUGGCUCCCAGGAUACAAGUUUUAUGAAAUGUUUAUUUAAAAAAAAUAAUAACAAUCUGUGAUGGGCUUUGCUAAGAAGUGACCUGAAUUUUGCUCCUGCUUCAGUGGAGUUUUUAUGGAGUUAUCUUGGUAGUAUUCUGCCAUUACCAGUCUAGAAGUAGUUUUGUUGCUGACUGUCUCCUUGAUUUGUGUUUGAGAGUAACGUUCACUGACAUGAAUGUAGGGUUGCCUUGAAUGUAGGGACUGCAGGGCCGGCGUGCUGGGCACUCCUUGCACGUCAUCUCUUGGGGAAAUUGGUGCAGAGAGUAGAUGCAACCAGCACUCUUCUUUUUAGUUCAACAGCUGUGGUUUGUGGCUCUUUACCAGACAGAGCACCAUACUUUGAGAAGUUUCUCCUGAAAAACACUAGUUUAAUAGUGGUCAGUGCUGCAGAAAUGCACAUGGAGGCUCAGUUAAAAUGAUGGGGAGUGAGAAGUCCAGGAGGUGUUUGUGUUGGACCUGUUAAUGUCAUUUUACUGACACCUGAGUUUACAGUGAUUGGAUUCAUAACCAGGAGCAGUUAGAGCUCUGGUAUUGACAGUACAUAUCAAAACAAACCUGGGUACUCUCACACCAUUUAACUCAAAGCCAAAUACUGUUUUUGUACAAAUUCAAUCAAUUACAGACAGCCAUUGCAUAUCCCAUGAAAAGCGACUGUAAGCUUCACUAUUUUUUAAAAAAUCCAUAAAUUACUACACAAAUCUUGCAGUGUCACCAACUGAAGUGCAACUUAACUCGGAAGCCAUAAGUGUAUAAACCAGCUUGUAACACUAUGCUGGACCUUUUCCUCCCUCUGGGCCUUUGAGCUAAUCUGGGCAUUUCCACCUCUGACAAGGGGAGCUAAAAUACUACCCAAGCAGGAGGCCCAUCGUAUCUUAUACCUACUUUGCAUAGGUUUAAGUGGCUCCAACGAGUGCCAGACUGUGAAGAUGCAGGGUCUCUUUAUUUACAUGCCUUUUGUACUGAAAAUAUAAGAAGCAGAGUGAUGCUGUUGUAAGACAUCUGUUUUCUGUGGUUGAACAUAGUGUUUCUGAAUUUAUUCCUUUCUUCCAGUUUCUUUUUAAAUGGCAAAAUGAAGGUCACACACUUUGAAAGCCCUUUUAUACAGAAUUAACUUUAUAAAAACAAAAAGUGAGUGAAGAGAAAAUGAUAGGACAAUUCCCAGAAACAGCUCACACCAUUUUGAAAACCCCGUGAUAGCAACAUCUCCUUUUCCAUAGACUUUUAAAAGACUUUUAUUUUUCAAGAUUACUUAAGAGAGGAAGUUUUCUUGGGGAUUUACAUUUCUGAUGAUGGGUUGAGAGGUGCAGAGCACCUGAUUUUUUCCAGCCUGAGGCAAAAACCUUCCAUAACCAGGAUGGUGCGUGGUACCCAAUUAUGUACAGAAAUGUCUGCAAUGCUUACAAAGUUCGGGUUUAAGAAUAUAAAAAAGAAUGGAAGAGAAACAGAGCUUAAUGAAACUUUGUACAUUCUUUUGGCAUGCAGGCAUAAACACGGUAGUUGCAACACAUUUUCUAUGGACUAGUGACGUGAGAACUGUGGCAGUUCAUUGUUUAACACUGUGCAGCAGCAAUAGGCUUUUUGCUUACAAUUAUAAAGUGUAAGAACAGUGGGUUCCAUCCCUGCUUUAGGUCCCUAAGUUUUUGUUCCUCCCCAUGAAAAAAGAUGUCAUAACCUUGCUUCAGGAGAAGCUUUCUCUUUGUAGCAUCCAUUGCUUUGGUUACGGCUCGUACAAAUGGAUCUUUUGGGGCUGGCUUCCCUCUGCUGCAGUGCCAAGCAAGAUGUAAUUUACAGUAGCACAAACUAUUGAUUGAAUUGUUAAUGAGCAGUUGGACAUUAAUAUGGAUGUAUGCAAACAUAAAGCUGUAAAUCAUGUAGAUAUAUUAUUUUCUGCAUACACUAACUCACUUUUUCUGGAAUGCCAUGUGCCAUUGGAGUGAUCUCUCCACCAGAGUGCAAGUGCUUGGUAGAUGGGGGCUGUUCUGCAAAGCUCUCAGUACGGCCAGCAAGAUUCUAUUCAAAUGCAACUCUGGAGGCUGCAUGAUGCUCAGUCCUGCAGAGAGCUGCACACUUGUGUCCCCCCCUCAUGCUGCUGGGAGCGGAGUGUGCAGCCUCACUGCUGUACUGAAGCACUGCCAGGCAACACUAACAAUAAACUGGAAUUUUAUACACAGAAAACUUAAGUGACGUGUGUAUUAAAUGUGAAUGAGCCAUUAAUAUAGAAUGUAUUUUAUCAAAAAAUAUUGAUUGCUUCCUUUGACCAAAUACAUUUCUGUAUGAUCAUGUUACGUGUUCCAUACUUAUCUCAUGAUGCAGAAAAUGCAAAAUGGGCUUCAUUGUGUCACAAAGUAUUUACAUGUUUUAUUUGUGUUUUAUUUGUUCUCCAGUCCUCUACAUUUUGGGGUUGGUAGCCAUACAGUAACUCACCGAAGACAGCAUGGCCCUGGCUGGGCUGCCAACUGAGAGGCUGCACCUGUGAACACAUGUGCAAACACUUGCAGGUGUAGGGACUCAGUAAGAAAAUGUGGGCUUAGGGCUCUGCUGCUGCCCUGCUCUGGGCUUUGGGUAGAUUUCAGCAGCUGGGCCUCUGUGAAAUUCAGUGAGAGGAGGAAAAGGACCCUUUUGGGGAGAUGCCCGGAUUCGGAGACCACCCCAACCACCCACGAGGUAUCUGCUUAUUGAACCUCUGCAGCAUAUGUAAAAACUGCUCUGGGCAUUCCUGGUCACAGUCAUUUGUUUCUGUUAGCAUCCUGCCCAAUGAAUACAUUGAGUUGAUGAGGGAGGAAGGGGUGGAGAAAAGGCAAACUAAAAGGCCUUCUCCUCUUCCCCAGCUUUAUUAUUUGUGGUAUUGUGUGAGUAGGUCAGAGCGAUGGGCAGGGAUCAGGAAGCUGCUUUAUGAAGUAUGCAGUGAAAAACUCUUAACAGGAUUUGCUCACGAUGCAUUGAGAAAAAACACUGGCAAACUAUCUCCUCACAGAGAUGUGGGGUGUAACAUCCCCUGAACACGAUGGCCUGAUGGCAGGCUUCUUCAGCUCUGCCCUGGGCUGGUUCCUCUUUGUUUAGUGCCUUUGAAAGGUGCCUGCUCGUAAAAAUGCUCCUUGGGAGGGGAGCAGCCCAAGCUGGUUCUGCAUUGGCAACCUGAUGUAUGACUGCUGCUACAUUUUGGUGCAGUGUCAUGUGUAAGGUAUGCUGGAUCAGAUGGUGGCUGGGGGCAGCAGAUAUUCCUGCAGGGUUGCUUAUCAAGUGACUGGCCUUUUCUUCACUGGAAGCUAGGACAUGAGACUGUGACAGGAAUAUUGACUGCAAUGACAGUAUGGGUGUUGCCCUGGAAAGAUGCCAUAGGGGACAAGUCACUAACAUUUUUGAGCUUGUUUUUUGAUCUUUCACAGGGAUCCAGCUUGUGGUCAGCAUUAGUUGGGGAAGGCAAGGUUAACACUUGAUCCAUCCUUCCCUCAUGUACAUCCUUUCCUCAUGUCCAUCCUUACCACACAUCAACACUGCUCAAUCCUCAGAAUUUCCCACAUUCAGAAAAGACAAAGCAGCCAAAGAGGGUGAAGAAGACCCCUUUCACAAGGGUAUGAGACUGAUGCCUACCUAACUGAUCUACCUUUUGAAAAUCAGGCCCCUCUAAAGCUGUCCUGGCUGGGCAUCCAGAAAGUGAGGUCUCUCUGGCUGCAGUCUGUAUCUGUGACAGGAAGUUUGAAGGCCAGAAUCUCUCACCUCAGGUUUUUUCUGAAAUUCUGAGUCUUGGUUUGCACUGUUGAUCUGUGAUGUCUGUGGCAGGAGCACACUGCUGCAUAAUGAAACCUGCUCACUUAGCCUCAGUCACUCCUUCAGUGAGCCAAAUUAUCAUUUACAGGCUCUAGGCGAGGCUUUUUUUUUUCCCCUCAUAGCCAGGGGCUUUUUUUUUAAGGAAGAAAAUACCUGAAGACACAUCUGUGCUGUCACAAGCCCCGAUUUCUGCAAAGUCAUGUAACACAGUGCUGUCCAUCCCAGCCUGGUCACAAAUGCUUAGAUUAACAAAGAGAGUGUUCCUUUGUCUGAAGAAACAGUCUUCAAAUGAGCUACUACUGACUGCAACAAAGCUGUCUUCUUUCAUGUAAGAUACAUCCAACUCUGAAAUUUCCUUUUUGCACUGACAUGCUGCUGCUCCUGUAGGCAGAGAUCUGCGGUAGCACUGUGUAUAAACAAUGUCUGCUUUCAUCUUUGGGGUGGCAGUGAAAAUGACAGCCCUGGAUUUUAGUCAUUAACAUCUUUUUGUUGUUGAGUUUUCCUAUAAUGAUGUGGGGAUCAGUCAGAGCGCAACACAUCAAGCAGAAAUAAUGUUAGACCACACCAUGCAAAGACUGUCGUUGGUGAGCUUGCUACCAUUUGUUUUUCUGACUGGAAGAUCUCUGUCUCUUUGGGACUUCAAAGCUGGUGUUGCCAAAGAGUGUUGCCCUUUUGUUCAAUACUUUAUCAGGUGUAAGCCUCCAGUGGAGCCUUGUCUAUUCUUCCCUUCCUCCUUCCUCUCCCACCACCGAGGUGUCAAAUCCAACAGUGUAGUUACACCAUAGGCUUGCUAUUAAAGAGCUUACCAAAUGCUAGUGACUUAUGGAGUCUUUUCUCUGUGAGCAAAAUAAACUAAACAGGGGUCCUGGUGGGGUAAAGUGUAGCUACAAUGUGUGUGGGGAAGAGGAGGAGAGGCUUGUGUUUCUCAGGAUACACCUGGUGUUUGCAGUGUAAGGAGAAAAUGAUUCCAUCAGAGCUUUGGGUAUUGCAGAGCAAGUCAUGCUCUGCAAGACAGGAUCCUGAACUGCCAGGUCUUUCCAUUUAGUGCAAAAGAUUUGCUGUCAGAAAAUGGGAAUUAGUGGUAAUAUUUGAGAUGAGCGAGUGUUUCAUAUUUCCCAGGUCCUCUUUUGUUUUGCACAGAUUAGGGAGACAUCUGUUCUAAUUAACAGACAUGUAACAACGUUGAAAUGAAAAUAGGAAGUUAUGUUCAACUCAUUUGCUUCCUUUUUUUUAAACACUGCCAUUUUAAUUGUCACUUUGACAUCUUCUCACUCUGAUUUAGUGGAAGGAAUGCUGCCAAUUGUUUCCCUUUGUCACGAGUCUCUUGUCUGUGGGUUGAAGAGCAUUUUCAGCUGAAGAGCGAGUGCUUUAACUUAGCACUUUGCCUUGCAUUCUUGGCCCUUUAUGUGGUGUGAGCGCUCUGUGGGAGGACUGUGGCCAUGAUGUGUCCUGUGCUACAUCCACAGCCCUCACUGGCAGCUCCGAGGCCCCUGCUGGUAGAGCGCCUACCGGCCGGCUCCCUUCUCUUACUGAAUAAUCCUAGCAGCACGGGACUCACAGCCUCUUGAGGGACACCUGAGUGUGGCUGAGGCAGUGGUUGGGCUCUGCUACAGUCUUCUUACAUAUACAGCUGCUCCUAUGGAAGAGGCGAUGGACCCAGCCUGUCUGCAGCUGCUGGGAACCCACACUGCCUGCUCUGGUCGGCUGGAUGGACUUCUCCCUCUUCAGAAGCUGAAGUCACCCUUAGGAGUUUGGAUGGCAGCGCUCUGCUCAUGUAGGUCUCAGCUGUGGGACAGUGGGCCCUUCUCUGAGGCCAGGGACCCCAUACAAGAUGGCGGCUGAGCUGGGGCAUGCUGCUCCACACACAGGUCUGUCCGUGCAGAUCUCCUUCCUCAGUUAAGAAAGCACGCUGCCCCAGGGCUUUGCCACAUUUUGGCUCUGUCUGAAGGAGAACAAAGCCACUGGAGGUCCGUGUUGCCUCUGUAACUCUGGCCUACUCUCUCCCAGCAGAGCUGUCACCAAGCAGAACCAUUUGGGAAUUGCAGUUACCCCUCCUUAGCAGGUUGGUGUGCUGCUUUAGAAUUAACAGUACCUUGCUCCAAGUUUUCACCUUCCCUCUUCUCUGUGAAAAGAUUCAUGCUUCCACCACUUGCUCAGUGUGAUGAAACACAAUAAAAAAGCACAUUGAGCUUUA
Phasianus colchicus (ring-necked pheasant) is the source of this 6528-nucleotide messenger RNA. RefSeq names its product maturin, neural progenitor differentiation regulator homolog (gene MTURN). NCBI's taxonomy places the organism in Eukaryota, Metazoa, Chordata, Aves, Galliformes, Phasianidae. The record is from RefSeq and is a predicted model, not a curated record. Gene Ontology annotation, cellular component: cytoplasm. Gene Ontology annotation, biological process: regulation of signaling; positive regulation of megakaryocyte differentiation.